Amaranthus tricolor (Joseph's coat) is the source of this 813-nucleotide messenger RNA. Its product is annotated as 60S ribosomal protein L11-1. Gene Ontology annotation, cellular component: ribosome; cytosolic large ribosomal subunit. The record is from RefSeq and is a predicted model, not a curated record. The coding region runs from base 134 to 682 and encodes 182 amino acids. The transcript has 5 exons. Gene Ontology annotation, molecular function: RNA binding; structural constituent of ribosome. NCBI's taxonomy places the organism in Eukaryota, Viridiplantae, Streptophyta, Magnoliopsida, Caryophyllales, Amaranthaceae. Gene Ontology annotation, biological process: translation.
ACGAAACCCACCUUCUCACACUCACAUAAAACCCUAGAUUGCGCAUCGCUUCACAUUAGGGUUUUUUAUUCUCCUUGGCUAACCUCACUCUCUCCCCCUCUUUACCGUCGGCUGCAACCUCAAACUCACAAAAAUGGCGCCGGAGAAGAAGUUAUCGAAUCCCAUGAGAGACAUCAAGGUGCAGAAGCUCGUCCUUAAUAUCUCUGUUGGUGAGAGUGGUGAUCGUCUUACUAGAGCUGCUAAGGUGUUGGAGCAACUCAGUGGCCAGACCCCUGUUUACUCCAAAGCCAGGUACACUGUCCGAUCAUUCGGUAUCAGACGUAAUGAAAAAAUUGCUUGCUACGUGACCGUCAGAGGAGAGAAGGCAAUGCAACUUCUUGAAAGUGGCUUGAAGGUCAAGGAAUACGAAUUGCUUAGGAGGAACUUCAGUGACACUGGAUGUUUUGGCUUUGGUAUCCAAGAGCAUAUUGAUCUUGGAAUUAAAUAUGAUCCAUCUACUGGUAUUUAUGGGAUGGACUUCUACGUUGUGCUUGAGCGCCCUGGUUACCGUGUUGCUCGUCGCAGAAGGUGCAAGUCCCGUGUUGGAAUUCAGCACAGGGUCACUAAGGAAGAUGCCAUGAAAUGGUUCCAGGUCAAAUACGAGGGAGUUAUUUUGAACAAGGCCCAAAAUAUCGGUUCUUAAAAACCACAUGUGUUGUGAAAAAAAGGUUAACGGUUUUGUAGUUUUUUCUUUGAACUGAUCUAUGGUUCUAGAAUUUUUGUUCAAAUCAUAUUUUUAUUUGAUAUCAAUCUGGGUUUUGCUUGUCUGAUCUA